Notolabrus celidotus (New Zealand spotty) is the source of this 704-nucleotide messenger RNA. RefSeq names its product leukocyte cell-derived chemotaxin-2-like. The annotation marks the transcript as partial. The record is from RefSeq and is a predicted model, not a curated record. NCBI's taxonomy places the organism in Eukaryota, Metazoa, Chordata, Actinopteri, Labriformes, Labridae. The transcript is spliced from 4 exons.
ACAUCCUCCUGAGCUGUGCCUCAGAGCAUGAAAGGAGUAAAGGUGAAGAAUUGCAAAGACCUGACAGAAACAUCAAGGCGCAAAGAAAUUACACCGCAGUAAAUGUCAGGAGACCUAAAGCUGGGACUCUGAGAAAGAAGGUGAAGAAGACAGGAAGUCAGAGAGUUUCCAGGGGACCGAGGGAUGACGCCAGCUGCAGCAGACUGGGAGGAAUCUGCCAGCAGAACCGCUUCAUCUGCACGGGUCCAUACCUCAGAGACAAGUGUUCAGGGGCCGGGACGAGGCAGUGCUGCAUGCCGGUCGGAGCCUGGACUGUCUUCUGUGCCGGUCACCACAACAACAGAGUGAGGGCGUGUGAUGUGCACGGCUGUGGAGCGUUCAACUCCAGAAGAGGUAAUGGCCGACAUAAAGCAGUGGACCUGGUGUGUGAGGACUACGGCGUCAUCAACACUCCAUUCUCCGGCUCUCUGGCGGGUCCAGUGAGUUGGAGAGACCGUGCUGGGAACCAGUUUGAUGGGGUCAAACUUCUCAAUGCUGCGUACUGCGUGAAGAUCUUCAACAUCCGUCCGUACCGCUACGUCGGCCCCGUGGUUCAGGGAGAGGCGUUGGGGUAUCUGUUGCCGCAGCAGGAGCGCUUCUCCGGCAUCACUUCACACCUGGAGCUGCACAUGUGUGACGGCACGGACCCUUCACCAUUCAUAUGA